Asparagus officinalis (garden asparagus) is the source of this 2677-nucleotide messenger RNA. Its product is annotated as transcription termination factor MTERF2, chloroplastic. The record is from RefSeq and is a predicted model, not a curated record. The transcript has 10 exons. Gene Ontology annotation, biological process: regulation of DNA-templated transcription. Gene Ontology annotation, molecular function: double-stranded DNA binding. Lineage: Eukaryota; Viridiplantae; Streptophyta; Magnoliopsida; Asparagales; Asparagaceae. Bases 395 to 2347 code for a protein of 650 amino acids.
GCAGGCCCAUAAACGCGAAAACGGAAGGUUUAGGGCUUCUGUUCCCUCGUGUUUCAGGGCCCCAGUUCACAAAACCGCCGCCGCGUCUCCGACAUAGCAGCCCACACGACUCGUUCUGAUCGGAUCGGAUCUGACGACGAGGAUCUCGCUUCCAAACAACAUCUCGCGGUCAUCAGGGUUUCUCUUCUCUCAUCUUGUGUUGUGCGUUCGAAUAAGAGAGUGCAGGGGUUUCUAGAACUCCGCCACCAUUUAUAAAACCUUGGCAAUCGAAUCUACCGACGCUGAUUUUUUUUUUAUCGUCGUCGUCGCCGUUGCAUUCGAUUAAAUUUAGGAUUUGUUUAGAAUUUUUUCCGCGAGAAAAAAAGAAGAAGAAGAGACCUUUGUUAAUGUAGACAUGGCUUCAGUCUGUGGUGAUUUAAUUUGGGAGGUUGCCAAGAAGAACAAUGCUUUUUUGGUUAAGCAAUUUGGGGGCAGCACUGCCAAGGUUCAGUUCAGCAAGGAAAAGAGCAACUUGUGCGCUGUUCACUCCUUCAAGCACUCUGGAUUGACGAGUAAGAAGACCGUAAGCAUCCAGCCAGCAGGUGAGGGCCUCUCGGUUGUCCUGGCGAUGACCAAGACGAAGAAGCAGAGGAAGCCUGCUUGCGUUUACUCUUUGUUUUCCGCAAUGCCGGUGUUUUCUUUUCCUAAUCCCUUGGACAAACGUCCAAGAAUGCGUUGUUGUUCCUCCCUCCAAAAUGAUUUACCCCAAGAAGAAGAAGCUCGAGAUGCAGUGUUCCAGAUGCUGCAAGAGUACGGAGUCUCAGAAGAGGAUUCCUUCGACAUCGCCUCCAGUUCGCCCAAGUACGUCAAAUCUCUCGUUGAUAAUGUUAGAGAGCUGGAUGAGCACUCUCUAUGGAGCUGUUGGGAUGGUGGGAUUGAAAAGAUAGGAGAAGAAGAAGAUCCUGUUGUUGGGUUUAAGAGAAAGAUUUACUACAUGGCCAAGAGCAAAGGAGAUGCUGGGAUCCUACUCCCUUUUCUCGAGAGUAUUGGCCUCAAACUCUCCUCUGCUGCUUUUCUUGCCAGGUCUCUUUCUUCUCAGAGGCUUCCCGAUCUCAUCGCUAAGGUUAGAUUUUUAAAGGAUAUGUUAUUUUCUAGCAGAAGCCAUAAGGAACUCCUCGGAAGAAAUGCUCGACGCAUGAUGAAGCAUCUAUCAAUAUCUUCUGAUGAUGAUAUUCAGAGAACUUUAUCGUUUUUUGAAAAACUGGAGGCAAAACAUGGAGGGCUGAACAUCUUGGGUCACGGAGAUGCCUGCUUUUCCCAUCUAAUUGAAUCAUUUCGGGAACUGCUUCUUCUUUCGGUUGAAAAUCACUUUAAGCCACUAGUUCAUUUUCUUGAACAAACUGGAGUUCCUGAAGAAAGUGCCAGGGUUGUAUUUUUGUUGUUUCCUCCAAUUCUUCUCUAUGAUGUCGACAAAGAUAUUAAACCUAGAAUAUGUGCCCUGGAAAAGGCAGGUGUGAACAGCAGAGAUAUUGGCAGAAUGCUGUUCAAAUACCCAUGGAUCCUUUCAAGCAGCAUUCAAGACAACUACGAUAAGAUACUUAAAUUCUUUCAUGAUAAGAAGGUUCCGAAAUCUAGCAUGGACAUUGCAAUCAAAAGUUGGCCCCAUCUGUUGGGGUGUGCAACCCACAAGAUGGAACCAAUUUUGGACCAGAUUGAUGCGUUGGGAGUUAAGGGAAAGAUGCUCAUCCCAGUUAUCACUUCAAGCCCGCAGUUACUGCUGAAAAAGCCCAGUGAGUUGCUUGAGGUGGUUUCAUUUAUGAAAGAAAUUGGUUUUGAUGGCAGAACCAUAGGGAGAAUAUUAUGUCGCUGCCCAGAGAUAUUUUCUGCUAAUGUCGACAAUACUCUCAGAAGGAAAGUACAAUUCCUCACAGAUUUUGGCAUCUUGAGAGGUCAACUUCCUCGUGUUAUUCGAAAGUAUCCCGAGCUUCUUCUGUUAGACAUCCAUCAAACUUUACGUCCAAGGAUGAGAUACCUAAUAGAAACUGGGUUCUCCAAGAUGGACGUAUGCUCCAUGGUUUUCAAAUUUUCUCCUUUGCUUGGCUAUAGUGUUGAUGUGGUUUUAAAACCUAAGAUCGAGUUCUUGACAGGGGUCAUGCAAAAGCCACUUAAGGAAGUUGUGGAAUAUCCUAGGUAUUUCAGCUAUUCUCUUAAUAAGAAGAUAAAAUGCAGGUUCCUGGUGCUUAAAAGCAGAAGUAUUGACUGUAGUUUGAGAGAUAUGCUGGCGAAGAAUGACGAGAAGUUUGCAGAACAAUACGAUCUUGUGGUGCCUUUUUAUUCAUCUGACGCUGGCGAAUUAUUGAGAGAGUAAUGAGUUUGGCAUCGUUUCGUUGACAAUUCAAAGGGUAGUAAAAAAUCUGUACAGAUUCGUUCAGCUAAUGGUGGAGUCAAGUUCCAGAAAAUUGUAACCGUGAGACACCGGGGGUUUGGUAAUUGUUGUGGAGUAUAUCUAUGUGGUCAAGUGCUCCAAAGUGGUUGGAGAGCAUACGUACAAAGCGGUAGAGUUUGUGAUUCGAAGAAGGAAAAUGAUAUUUACAUACACAAUUAUAAAGGUGAGAGUUUGUGAUUCGAAGAAGGAAAAUGUUGAUACUUUGGUUUAUACAUCUAUGCUUAGUCUGUUGUAUAUUUUCCAUUGCUAGUU